AUGCUUAGUGACUGGGGUUGGGAUCAUAGACUCUUCGACUCCUCUUUCCAUGGCUCAUCCAUCUCCGCAUCACCUGUCUCCGUACGUCGGUCUCAAACCACGAUCUCUCUCCACCGUGUCUCCGUUCGCGCCACCGCUAGCUACGACCUGAACGCCUUCACUUUUUCUCCGAUCAAGGAAUCCAUCGUGUCUUGCGAGAUGACGAGGAGGUACAUGGCGGAUAUGAUCACUUACGCCGCCGAGACAGAUGUAGUAGUCGUUGGUCGCGAUCAUCGAAAGUCUGUUAGUCCUGGAGGUGGUGCGUGGCUCGGUGGUCAGCUUUUCUCCGCCAUGAUAGCACGCAAACCAGCUCACUUAUUCCUCGACGAGAUUGGUGUACCUUACGAUGAGCAAGACAACUACUACGUGGUGAUCAAGCACGCUGCUCUCUUCGCAUCAACCAUCAUGAGCAAGCUUUUGGCUCGUCCCAACGUCUAG
This is a messenger RNA of Eruca vesicaria subsp. sativa (arugula), 477 nucleotides long. The record is from the annotation of a GenBank genome assembly. Lineage: Eukaryota; Viridiplantae; Streptophyta; Magnoliopsida; Brassicales; Brassicaceae.